AUGGAGGACGACGGAAGGGAGGGCAGUGGUCAAGGACUGCUGCGUCCUCUAUCGACGCCCAACCUCGCAUCUCGUUUCCCCUCGCUUCGACGCAUCAAUUCCACCGAGCCAUACAAGCACCGGUCACUACCUGCCGAGGGCGGCCCCGCAGAGGGCUCUGACCGCGCCAGCAGCGAGAUCACCUUCGCCGUGCUGUACGAUGAUGGACCUGACUACCACGUAGGCCAUUAUGACGACCAAGGUUCGAUGCACUCGACCAACAACAGACCCGACUCAGUCACCUCCUUUGCACCCUCCUUCCGAACCCGCGACUCGCGCAUCCCCAGCGACGACAACGACUUUGUGGCCAACCAGAGGCUGCUUGCAGAAGGAUACCUCAAUAAUCAAGAUACCUCCUAUGACCCCCAUCGUGCGCGCUUUAAUACUCAGUCCGAAGAAACACUAGCGAUGAACACCUUGCAUAAUUCAUAUUCACCUAAUGAAAAGAGACCUAUGUCCCUGCGUACCGGCCAACAACAGUCUCAGCACUCGAGGGAGUCGUGGUGCACCUGUGACGAAGACCACGGUCACGGCAUGCAAUCAGCGGAUCCUCAGAAGGUUGAUCUGGAGAAGGGCCCUCCUACACCAACACCAUUGCUGGGCAAAGACCAGAAGCCCGAUUCGCACAAGGUCGACUUCACUGGCCCCAAUGACCCGCUCAACCCCAAAGCGUGGCCAAACAAGAAGAAGUGGGCAGCUACUCUGGUCACUGCCUCCUUCACCUUCAUCUCACCUUUGGCGUCGUCCAUGAUUGCGCCAGCACUGUCACAAAUGGCUGAAGAGUUCAACACUGAACAAGGCAUCGAGACCCAGAUGAUGCUUUCGAUUUUCGUCUUGGCCUAUGCCGUUGGUCCUAUGUUCCUUGGUCCCUUGUCCGAGCUGUACGGUCGUGUGCUGGUCCUCCAGUGCUCUAACGUCAUGUUCUUGGCUUUCAACACUGCUUGCGGCUUUGCGCAGACCAAGGAGCAACUCUUGGCUUUCCGUUUCCUCUCCGGCAUUGGUGGUUCGGCUCCUCUUGCCAUCGGCGGUGGCGUGCUCGGUGAUCUCUUCAAGCCCGAGGAACGUGGUAAGGCCAUGGGCAUAUACGCCAUGGGUCCUUUGCUCGGUCCUACCAUUGGUCCUCUCGUCGGCGCUUGGGUUGCUGAGUACUCUGACUGGCGAUGGAUCUUCUAUGCCGUGUCGAUUGCUGACCUGUUCAUCCUGGCUGCCGGCUUCUGGAAACUGAAGGAGACCUAUGCACCAUACAUUUUGCACAAGAAAGCCAAGGCAAUCCGCAAGCAGACCGGCGAUCAGAACUACCGUGCUGAGAGUGAAGGCGAUCUUAACACACCUGUGCUGAAGAAGGUUGCCUCAACCAUGGGCCGCUCCUUCAAGAUGUUGUUCACCCAGCCGAUUGUCCAGGCCAUGUCCGUCUACAUGGCCUUCUCAUAUGGUAUCCUUUACCUGGCUUUGUCAACAAUGCCCAGACUCUUCCACGGUCCUGCCCCUAACGGAUACGGACAAGGUCUGGGUAUCUCCGGCCUCCACUACAUUGCCCUCGGUCUCGGUUUCUUUAUCGGCGCGCCCGUCUGCGGCAAGACUUCUGACAAGAUGUAUCAAUACUUCAAGAAGAAGGAUGCCCGCGGUAUGGGAAAGCCCGAGUUCCGUAUGCCGGUCGUCAUUCCCUUCUCGUUCCUUGUCCCCAUCGGCCUACUCAUCUAUGGCUGGGCAGCGGAGAACCUCGUUUUCUGGAUUGUACCCGACAUUGGUCUGUUUCUCUUUGGCAUGGGAACCAUUGCCGCAUUCCAGUGCGUCACCAGCUAUCUCGUCGACACGUAUGCUCGCUUCGCUGCUUCCGCAGUUGCUGCCGUUACCAUCCUGCGUUCGCUCGCCGGUUUCUCAUUCCCACUGUUCGCUCCUGCGAUGUUCGAAGCCUUAGGCAAUGGUUGGGGUAACACAGUCCUCGCCCUUGCCGCUGUUGGCAUUGGAAUUCCAGUACCCAUCAUGCUCUGGCUCUUUGGCGAGAAGCUGCGCAAGCGAUCCAGCAUGGCCAUGAAGGGCAAGCCUCCUGGUGGGCCAGGCGGCCCAGGCGGUCCUGGCAAGGGACCUGGUGGUCCAGGAGGACCAGGCGGACCAGGCGGCAAGCCAGGCAUGGGACCCGGUGGCGGUCCUCCUGGAGCUGGUAAACCUCCUUCCGGCCCUCCGGGCCCUCCUCCCACCUAUCCUGAAGGCAAGGGUCCUGGUCUCAGGCCAUGA
This is a messenger RNA of Cyphellophora europaea CBS 101466, 2274 nucleotides long. RefSeq lists its product as uncharacterized. Gene Ontology annotation, molecular function: transmembrane transporter activity. Gene Ontology annotation, biological process: transmembrane transport. NCBI's taxonomy places the organism in Eukaryota, Fungi, Ascomycota, Eurotiomycetes, Chaetothyriales, Cyphellophoraceae. The transcript has 2 exons. The coding region runs from base 1 to 2274 and encodes 757 amino acids. The record is from RefSeq and is a predicted model, not a curated record.